Molecule: messenger RNA, 2570 nt
Organism: Pleuronectes platessa (European plaice)
Lineage: Eukaryota; Metazoa; Chordata; Actinopteri; Pleuronectiformes; Pleuronectidae
Gene: rab18a
Product: RAB18A, member RAS oncogene family
Exons: 7
Coding region: 158-772 (204 amino acids)
Molecular function (GO): GTP binding; GTPase activity
Source: RefSeq, a predicted model, not a curated record
UUCCAGUAGGUCCCACCGGAAAUGGUUGGAGUGAGGCGUCUUGACGAAGACGAACCAUCUCUGCUGAGAACCUGUAAACAAGACACACUCAGACACGUCGUUAGAAACCGGGUCGUAGCAGAUUACCGAGGGUGACACGGCUCAGCGUGAACACACGAUGGAGGACGACAUCGUGACGACGCUGAAGAUACUGAUUAUAGGAGAAAGUGGCGUUGGGAAGUCCAGUCUCCUCUUAAGAUUCACAGAUGACAUGUUUGAUCCAGAACAGUCGGCCACAAUAGGUGUUGACUUUAAAGUGAAGACCAUUUCUGUGGAUGGCAACAAGGCCAAGUUGGCAAUAUGGGACACUGCAGGACAGGAGCGCUUCCGAACCCUGACACCUAGUUACUACCGUGGUGCCCAGGGAGUCAUCUUGGUGUAUGAUGUCACACGACGAGAAACCUUUGCCAAGCUCGAUAACUGGCUCAACGAGCUGGAGACGUACUGUACAAGGAAUGACCUCGUGAAAAUGCUUGUUGGAAACAAGAUUGAUAAGGAAAACCAUGAGCUAGACCGGGCUGAAGGGCUGAAGUUUGCGCGAAAACAUUCCAUGCUUUUUAUAGAGGCAAGUGCCAAGACCAGGGACGGUGUUCAGUGUGCGUUUGAGGAGCUGGUGGAGAAGAUCAUCCAGACUCCCGGCCUGUGGCAGAGCGAGAUCCACGGCCGAGGAGUGCAGCUCACCGACGAGGACGCAGGAGGAGGAACCUGCGGCGGCUACUGCUCCCUAGUCUAGACAGCACAUACACAAAGAACACAAACACAUUCUCUCUCUCAAACACACACACACACACAUGUACAGACAUACACGUGUGAAUACAACACUCUGAACAAUAACAUAAACACACACUUGAAAGAACACUCUUCUUCCCGCUGUGUGCUGCCCUGAGUUGAGCUCCCUGCUCUGACAUGAAGGCAGUGGAGGUCUGACUGUCUCUGCUCCGCUGAGCUCGGGGACGACCGUCCACACACUCUACCUGUGUCCACACAGACACUACUUUUUGCACACUUUAUAAUAACAAUGCUGCGCUAAAAAUGCAAUAUGCAGCUCAGCCUUCCUCAACAGAAUUGAGUGAGUUGACCCUCCUCUGUUUUAUUCUUUGUGUUACAAUUUUGUGCAGUUUAAGGACCUCGGUCAAAAAUACAAAUACUUUUCAGUUUCUCUUUCUGCUUUGGACACUCGGCUCCAAACGUGUAUACCAAAUUAGUUCAGACAAAAGAUAAAAUGUCUGGAAUAGCAUUAUGAGAAUAGAAGAAAAACGUAUUUGACCAAGGUCCUUUCUCGUCUCAGCAUGCUUUUGUUCUCGGAGCAUCUUGCCUUAGCAAGCACAUCUGUAUAAGUGCAGGACUGACCUGACUUUUCUCCAGUGUUUGUCUUUCCCCUGCUCUGUCCUGUGCUUGAUCCCAACCCCCUCCCAGCACAGACUCUGUGAACUUAAUGCUUCGUAUAGUGAAACUUAUCAAGCCAACCGAUCUUGUAUUCCAUCUCACCACUCUCAGUUGAAAGCUUGGAUCAGCUGUCUGUGUUGUCCACACAACUGCCUCAUUUCUUCAGAAUAUAAUAGAGUUACCAAGUGUUGGGAAUGACGUUUCUCUGCUUUUAUUGACUUGCACUUCAAAACCAUCGGUCUGUUUUGAAGAGUGCGUAAAUCACAUAGAUUGGCACCAGCGAGUGCUCCACUGGGUGCAGAGUACCAGGGAACCACUUAAAAUUGCACAGCUUUUUUGUAAUGAGUUGCUUUAAUGGAGUGUGACCGACUGGCACCCCCUCACUCAGACAGAUAAUAUCAGUAAUAUCACUGGCAUUGCAGCAGUCUUUGAUAUGGAUUCCUUUGACUGUACAGAGACAAAGGAAAAGUGUUCAAUAUUAAACAGGGCAGUGAGUCAUGGGGGUGUUUCCACAGAAGUUGGAAAAUCAAAGAAAGAGCCAUGCGCUCCACAUUGCUAAUGGAUUUCACAGUACUCCUAUCUCUGUAUUUGUAUCUGAGUAGCAGUUAUAAAUGUACUGUACCCCUGACCUCUGAUUAUGUUUGUGGUAUUCGAGUGCUGGUAUACAGGCUGGGAAAUGUAGUUCAGAGAGUUUAAUGGUGCAACAGGGAUGGUGAAAAAGACAUGGAGAAUGUGUCUUAUCACACAUUGGAACUUAUUUUUUAAAUGUUUUUAAUUGCAUGGGAAAUUCUGUGUGCCAUUCUUUUUAUGUUUGUUUGUCCAGUGUAUGACCUUCAAAUGCUGUUUGCUACAAAUACCUUAACUUAUAUUUAGCUGAAAAUAUAACUUUGCAUACAGGGUUACCAUUUAGAUUUAAUGGUACAAUAAAAUAGGACAAAAAGUGAAGUAAGCUUUUACUUGUUAAACUGCUAUCGCUGUCUUUUUUGUGUUCAGAAACAUGUUUAAAUAUGUAAAGUUAUAAAUUGUGUGUAUUUUCGGAAUUUGGUGGGAUAAUUCCUGUAUGAAUUGUAAAGCUGAAUGUAUGCAAAUUUCACUACAAACCGCCCUGUGUAUUAAAAAAAAAUAAAAGUCUUUUUUUAAUUCAA